GUAAUGAGCAGUCGCAGGUUGGGAUGAGGCAGAAGCAUAGUCGAGAACAAGCCAAGGUCGGUAAUGAGCAGUCGCAGGUUGGGAUGAGGCAGAAGCGUAGUCGAGAACAAGCCAAGGUCGGUAAUGAGCAGUCGCAGGUUGGGAUCAGGCAGAAGCGUAGUCGAGAACAAGCCAAGGUCGGUAAUGAGCAGUCGCAGGUUGGGAUCAAGCAGAAGCGUAGUCGAGAACAAGCCAAGGUCGGUAAUGAGCAGUCGCAGGUUGGGAUCAAGCAGAAGCGUAGUCGAGAACAAGCCAAGGUCGGUAAUGAGCAGUCACAGGUUGGGAUCAGGCAGAAGCGUAGUCGAGAACAAGCCAAGGACGGUAAUGAGCAGCCGCAGGUUGGGAUCAGGCAGAAGCGUAGUCGAGAACACGCCAAGGGUCAAUAACGAGUGAUAGCAAAAUACGGAUAACAGCAGAGAUGAUAAAGAGCACGAUACUGGCUGGAGAGCACAAAAAUCUGGCAAACAGGAAGUGCAGAGACAUGGCUUAUAUCAGGAAGUUCAUGGGAGGAGCAAGGGGUUCAAGGUUCAUAAUAAACAAGGUCAAGGCAGGAUCAUCCAAAUAACUGUCAAGGGAGCUGUCCAGCAUUCCAGGUGGCUCAGCAAGA
Molecule: messenger RNA, 646 nt
Organism: Staurois parvus
Lineage: Eukaryota; Metazoa; Chordata; Amphibia; Anura; Ranidae
Source: the annotation of a GenBank genome assembly